AUGGCCAAGAGAAGAACAAAGAAAAGAACACAUAGAAAGGUUUCCGAAGAGGAAUUAGCCAAGAUUCCCCGUUCUAUGGUGUUGAGGAUUGGCUCGUCUUUGCGAAACCACUCCUUGACCCAAUUAGUGAAGGAUUUCAGAAAUGUAAUGCAACCCCAUACCGCCAUCAAUCUUCGGGAACGGAAGUCUAAUAAGCUCAAAGAUUUCGUGGUUAUGGCAGGUCCACUUGGAGUUAGUGAUUUGUUCAUUUUCAACCAGUCUGAAGAAUCGGGAAACAUUUCAUUGAGACUCGGAAAGAUGCCUCGAGGUCCAACAUUGCAAUUCAAAAUAAACUCGUACUCAUUGAUGAAGGACGUUUCUAGGAUCCUCAAGAGACCUAAAUCGGCAGGAAAAGACUCCAAGAUAUUCCACAACCCUCCACUUUUGGUGAUGAAUGGGUUUCAAAGCAAAGUGAAAGAGGCUUCUCAGCAUGAACAAUUGCUCAUCACCAUGUUCCAGAACCUCUUUCCUCCCAUUCAGCCCCAACUGACCAACGUUGCAUCUAUUCAGCGGGUUCUUAUGAUCAACAAAGACCCAGAAACCCAGGAGAUUUCUCUUCGUCAUUAUGCCAUCAACACCAAGCUCGUAGACGGAAACAGAAACGUCAAGAAAUUGAUCAAUUCUCACCACAACUUGAAAAAGAGCUUGCCCAACCUUUCCAAGGCCACCGACGUUGCUGACAUGUUACUUGACCCCUAUUCGGUUGGCGGAGUGACGUCUGACUCCGAGGUGGAAGACGACGCAAUUGUUGAGAUCAAGAACAAUGAAGCUAUUACCAAGAAAAAAGAGUCAGAAAAGACCGAAACCGCUCCCACAAGAAAGCGGGCCAUCAAGUUGACCGAGCUUGGUCCUCGGAUCAAUAUGACGCUUAUGAAGAUUGAAGAAGGCUUGAUAGGUUCGUCCAAGACGAUAUACCAUUCUCAAGUUUCGAAGGACGAAAAAGAUAUCCAGAAGCUCAACGAGAAGCACGCAUUGAAGCAGAAGUUGAAGGCGGAGCGCCGGGCUAAGCAGCAGGCCAACGUUGCUUCGAAACUCAAGGUCAAAGAGGAAAAGAAAAAGAGAAAGUUGGCGAGGAAAAAUGGCGAAGAUAUGAAUGCUGAUGGCUCAGGUUCAGACUCGGAUUCAGACGAUGAAAAACCAGAAAUCAGAGCUGAGGACUACGAAAACGAUCUGGAUCUUUAUAGCGAUGUAGAAAUGAGUGAUUAG
Meyerozyma guilliermondii ATCC 6260 is the source of this 1245-nucleotide messenger RNA. It is a transcript of the gene SSF1, whose product is annotated as rRNA-binding ribosome biosynthesis protein. Gene Ontology annotation, cellular component: preribosome, large subunit precursor. Gene Ontology annotation, molecular function: rRNA binding. Gene Ontology annotation, biological process: rRNA processing; ribosomal large subunit assembly. The transcript has a single exon. The record is from RefSeq and is a predicted model, not a curated record. Bases 1 to 1245 code for a protein of 414 amino acids. Lineage: Eukaryota; Fungi; Ascomycota; Pichiomycetes; Serinales; Debaryomycetaceae.